AUGAAAAACAUCUUUUCGCUGCAAGAUGACCCGGGGUCAGACACCCCGAAAGAAGUCUACGGAUAUCGGCCUUACCUUCUGGCCUUUUCAGCGUCAUGGGCUUCGGCAAUGUACGGCUAUGACUCAGCCUUCAUCGGUGGCACGAUCAAUCUUCCGUCUUUCCAAAGGGCAUACGGUUUAGGAAACAGUUCGGCUGACCAAAUCGCCAAUCUCUCGUCCAACAUUGUUUCAAUAUUCCAAGCUGGCGCCUUCUUUGGGUGUAUCGCUGGCUUCUUUUCCGCCGAAAGGUUUGGGCGGAAGCCCGUUAUCUUGGGCUCAGCUUUUGUCUUCAUUAUCGGCGUGGUGUUGCAAUUGAUCGGGAAGAUUGGUCUUCUGUACGGCGGCCGAGCUUUGACUGGACUCGCUAUUGGAGCUUCUUCGACAUUGAUCCCGGUCUACAUCGCGGAGUGCUCAACAGCCCUGAUCCGUGGCAGGCUUGUCGGCAUCUUCGAAAUCAUGCUGCAGACAGCGCUUGUGUUUGGCUUUUGGGUCAAUUAUGGCGUGGCACAGAAUAUCUCUUCACAGGGAAACACGCAAUGGCACGUGCCGGUGGCCGUACAGUUUGUCCCUGCCGGCUUGCUCCUCAUCACCAUGCCCUUGUUCUGCUCCGAGUCUCCAAGAUGGCUCGUUACUAAAAACAGAAAGACGCAAGCACAAAAGGCUCUGUGUUGGAUACGAAAUCUGCCUGAGGAACACGAGUUCAUCAGCCGUGAGAUCAAGCAGAUUGAAGUCAGCAUCACUCUCGAGACCGAGGCCAACGGCGGGGAACAGUUCACGUGGAAAGUAUUCCGAGAACUUCUUGUUCCUGGUAUCAGGUGGCGUGUGUCCAUCGGUGCCCUGCUCAUGGUACUUCAGAAUCUUACUGGCAUUAAUGCCAUCAACUACUACAGUCCAACCAUCUUGCGUUCAAUUGGCUUCAGCGGAACUGAUGUUGGCCUCCUGGCGACCGGGGUUUACGGCAUAGUCAAGAUGAUGACGACACUUGUUUUCAUGAUGUUCUUCGUCGACAAGUUCGGCAGACGACCAGCCAUUCUAAUUGGAGCUAUUGGGGCAAUGGUUGCCAUGUUCUAUUUGGCGGGCUACUCCGCGUUGUCCGGCUCAUUCGAAGGUACAGCUUCAGCAGAUGCCGGGGCUCGCACUGCCCUGGCUAUGAUUUACAUUUACGCCAUUUUCUACGGCUUCAGCUGGAAUGGAAUUCCGUGGAUCUUCGCCUCCGAGGUGCUGCCCAACCGAGUCCGCACGCUUGGCAUGAUGAUUGCGGUUUGCGCACAGUGGUUGGCGCAGUUCAUCGUUGUGUACAGCCUUCCACAUAUGAUCAAUAAGAUAACCUGGGGAACCUUUCUUUUCUUUGGGGCGUGCACGGUGGUUGCGUUCAUCUUUGCGUUCCUGUUUGUUCCGGAGAUCAAAGGUGUCCCGUUGGAGGAUAUGGACAUGUUGCUGGGAGCUGAUGCGCCUCUAUUUGCCAGAGCGGCUCGCAGGAGGUACUUGGAGGCACGAGAUGCUGGAUUGAGCAGCCUAGUUCUUCAUAUGUCUCAAGAGAAGGAACAGGUGGAGCAGGAACAUGUUGAGGGUGAACAGGUCUAG
Messenger RNA from Colletotrichum siamense, 1623 nucleotides. RefSeq names its product Quinate permease (gene qa-y-4). Gene Ontology annotation, biological process: transmembrane transport; carbohydrate transport. Bases 1 to 1623 code for a protein of 540 amino acids. Gene Ontology annotation, cellular component: membrane. Lineage: Eukaryota; Fungi; Ascomycota; Sordariomycetes; Glomerellales; Glomerellaceae. The transcript has 3 exons. The record is from RefSeq and is a predicted model, not a curated record. Gene Ontology annotation, molecular function: carbohydrate:proton symporter activity.